Callithrix jacchus (white-tufted-ear marmoset) is the source of this 1141-nucleotide messenger RNA. Lineage: Eukaryota; Metazoa; Chordata; Mammalia; Primates; Cebidae. The record is from RefSeq and is a predicted model, not a curated record.
AUGGCGUCCAGGGCCAAACGGAGGGCUGUGGGAAGUGGGGUUCCGCAGCCCCUGGGCGCCCCGGUCCAGCGCGAUGACGAAGAGGAAGAUGAAGUCGAGGAUGAGGACGAAGACGAUGACGACAGUGACGAAGAAGAUGAAGACGACAAGGUCGUUGACGAGCUUUUUCUAAAGGCUCCUGUGAACACUGCAGAGCUAACAGAUGUCUUAAUUCAACAGAACCAUAUUGGGAGUGUGAUUAAGCAAACGGAUGUUUCAGAAGACAGCGAUGAUGAUGUGGAUGAAGAUGAGGUUUUUGGUUUCAUAAGCCUUUUGAAUUUAACUGAAAGAAAGGGUACUCAGUGUGCAGAACAAAUUAAAGAGUUGAUUCUAAGCUUCUGUGAGAAGAACUGUGAAAAGAGCAUGGUUGAACAGCUGGACAAGCUUUUAAAUGACACCACCAAGCCUGUGGGCCUUCUCCUAAGGGAAAGAUUCGUUAAUGUCCCUCCACAGAUUGCUCUGCCCAUGUACCAGCAGCUUCAGAAAGAAGUAGUGGAGGCACACAAAACCAAUAAGCCAUCUGGGAAGUGCUGCUUUUACCUUCUGAUUAGUAAGACAUUUGUGGAAGCAGGAAAAAACAAUUCCAGAAAGAAAUGGAGCAACCAAAAGAAAGAUGAGUUAAUGUUUGCAAAUGCAGAGGAAGAGUUUUUCUAUGAGAAGGCAAUUCUGAGGUUCAGCUACUCAGUGCAGGAGGAGAGCGACACCUGUCUGGGUGGCAGAUGGUCUUUUGAUGACGUACCAAUGAAGCCUUUGUGAACUGUGAUGUUAAUUCCAGCUGACAAGAUGAACGAAAUCAUGGAUAAAGUGAAAGAAUAUCUAUCUGUCUAACUCAUUUCCAGUGGACAGUGAUGGGCCUGCUUUUGUAAAAUUACCAGAAAACUCAGUGGAGAAUUACUGAAAAACUUAUAACUUUAUUUGGAGUAAGGUCCUCUACAAAAGGUAGGGUUCUGUCCCGUGUGUCUGUGACACAUUUACAAAAUAUCAGUUUUUAAAAAUUUUGGUCAAAUUAUGAAUGGUUGAUUUAAAAACUUUUCCAGGAAGAAGAAAAACAUGUAAUUGAAAGAACUCAACAAAAACUUCUAUUUUUUAUUUUAAAAUAAAA